AUGUCCCAUUUUUUCUUGCAACGUGGCUUUGACAAAAAGAACCGACUUUCCUGUACACUUGGAGCGGGUUCAUGGAAAAAAUUAUUUUUUGAGGAGAUCCCCCUAUUUGAAAAUCCGUUCACAUUGCGUUCGCACAUGAGAACAAUUGAGGAAAAGAAAAGGCGGAAAGACAACAUUCCCCAAACUUCUCCAAUCGUGCAAAUCCAGAAAAAGCUAAUAGGGCAUCCCGAAUGCAAGUUUUGCAGUGUGCGCUUUUACUCUAACGAUGAGCUUUACACCCAUUGUAGGGAUGCACACGAAUCGUGCUUCAUAUGUAUUUCAAAUGAGAUCAAGGACCAGUAUUACAAGAAUUAUGAAUCGCUGCCUUGCCUUGAAAAAAAAUUUGUUGUCUUUUCGACUGUGAUUGAUCUGAAGGGCCACAUGGCCAACCAGCAUCCAGAGCUUUAUAGGGGCGGUCAAAGAUCCCAGAAUCGACAUAUACUCUCAAUCGAUUUGUCUAAAAAGGAUUCGCCAGCUUCUUCAACACAGGAACCGAGCAGGGAGACCAGGAAAGACAUUUCUACGCCAUUUGUGCUAUCUGAAGACUCUUUUCCAUCGCUUGCCCCCAUCAAUUCGUCUAUGCCUUUAAUUUCGAAAAGGAAGCCGGCAGUGCUACAUUCGAAAGAAAAAUUGUUUCCCUCUCUCUCGUCUUUGAGGCCAUCGGCUAUGGGCCCCCCAUCUGUUUCAGCAUCUGCACCGAAAAUAUCCUUUCCGGAAAAGGUGCCGUUGUCAAAACCCUCAAGCUUGCCAGCCAGCCAAAGCUUGAAAAGACAAGAGUCGCGCGCAGAGGCCUUUCCCGAACUUCCAAAGCGGGAAAAUACCGCACCGGCAGUUUCUACUCCUAAUGGACCGCCACCCGGCCUUUCCUUUCCAAACAAGUCGGAAAAGGGGAAACUGCGAGUUUUGCGCCUGCCUUGA
Mitosporidium daphniae is the source of this 957-nucleotide messenger RNA. RefSeq lists its product as uncharacterized. Gene Ontology annotation, molecular function: ribosome binding; ubiquitin protein ligase activity. The transcript is spliced from 3 exons. Gene Ontology annotation, biological process: protein ubiquitination; rescue of stalled cytosolic ribosome. The record is from RefSeq and is a predicted model, not a curated record. Lineage: Eukaryota; Fungi; Microsporidia. Bases 1 to 957 code for a protein of 318 amino acids.